Molecule: messenger RNA, 2736 nt
Organism: Penicillium bovifimosum
Lineage: Eukaryota; Fungi; Ascomycota; Eurotiomycetes; Eurotiales; Aspergillaceae
Product: trehalose-6-phosphate synthase
Exons: 2
Coding region: 1-2736 (911 amino acids)
Biological process (GO): trehalose biosynthetic process
Cellular component (GO): cytosol; alpha,alpha-trehalose-phosphate synthase complex (UDP-forming)
Molecular function (GO): catalytic activity
Source: RefSeq, a predicted model, not a curated record
AUGUGGUUUAGGUUUCUUCCAUACACUAUAGACUUCAAAGUGACAGAGAGCCAACAAAGAGCAGAUGAUUCGUCAGUUAGCAAUGCAAAUGUUGAUGGAUCAGGAUCUAUCGUUGGCCGGGCCCCGCCCUCUUCUUGUCGAAAUCAUCCUCUGGGCUGCAUCCCUUUGACACCCGGGGCCACAACCGAAAAUGAGACGGUCUUCCAAGGAUAUACCUGGAGUCUGGCAGAUGAGAUUCCAAUUGCCAAUGACCGACUGUGCCACGGCCCCAGCGAGCCUCGUGCUAUUACUUGGGGCCGUAGUCGCAGGUUUAAUCAGCCCCGAUCCAAGGCGACCGGCCCUCCAACCCCAUCCAUUUUGAGCAACCGCGAACCACCGGGACAGAGAAGACACCUAUCCUUGGAUGGCUCCCAGGACAGAUGGGACAACGGAGACUCCAGCAGCCCAACUUCGCCGCUCUCCGCUACUGAGUGGGUAGUCAAGGCCGCUGAACAAGGCCACGGUGGUCUACAAAAUGCCAUCCAUGCCGCUGAAACUGCAGGCUUGCUUGAUAGUAAGAUGUGGGUGGGCACGCUGGGUAUGCCCACUGAUUCAUUGACAGAUCCCACGAAGGGGGAUAUUGCUAAGACACUCCGGGAUGACUAUGAGUCUUUGACUGUGUUUGUGAGUGACAGCGAGUUUGAGGGUCAUUAUACUCACUUCUGCCGCGCCGUACUUUGGCCAGCUUUCCAUUACCAGAUGCAAGAGAGCCCUCGGCGUACUGAAUAUGAUGGUUACUCUUGGGGUCAAUACCUCAAGCUCAACCAGGCGUUUGCCGAGACAAUCACCAAGCACUGGACGCCAGGUGACCGAAUCUGGGUCCAUGACUAUCACCUUCUUAUUCUUCCUUCCCUACUGAGGGAGAGACUACCCCAGGCUGAGAUUGGAUUUUUCUUGCACACCCCGUUCCCGUCCUCUGAGAUCUUCCGCUGUUUAGCUCAGCGUGAAAAUCUGCUAGAUGGGCUUCUAGGUGCCGACGUGGUAGGAUUCCAGACAGAGGAAUACUCCAGCCACUUUAUGCACUCCUGCAGUCGGUUGCGGAGACUGGAGGUCUCUACUAAUCAAGUUCGUUUCAACGACCGUCUUGUGACCGUUGUGAACUCUCCAUUGGGAACUGACUCUCUCUCACUAUACAACUUACGCCAAUCUCCCGAGGUGAAAGGUUGGAUAUACAGUUUCCAACAAAGAUACCAUGGAAAACACCUGAUUGUAGCGCGUGAUCGAUUGGAUGUACCCGGAGGGAUCAAGCACAAGCUCCUGGCAUAUGAACUUUUCUUGAAAAGCUACCCGGCAUGGAGAGAGCAGGUGGUUCUAGUCCAAGUGAUGUCCUCGGUAUCUGGCACCCCAGAACUAGGGGCACAGGUGGCCAAAAUUGCAAUGAGAAUCAAUACGACAUAUGCAACCGUAACACACCAGCCCUUGGUGCUAGUCCAGCAAGAUAUCUGCCACUUGCAGUUCAUCGCCCUACUCAGCGUUGCGGACAUUUUGAUGGCCACCAAUCUGCGGGAGGGCAUGAACCUGACCAGCCAUGAUUUCAUUGAAUGUCAAGACGGGAGCCUCACAUCUCACCAACACGGAUCUUUGAUUCUGAGUGAAUUCAUCGGUAGUGCUUCCAUUUUCCGGGGUCAUAAUCUUCUCGUCAAUCCGUGGGACUACAAACAAUGUGCAGAUACAAUCAAGAUCGCUCUUGAGCUGUCGCCAGCGGAGAAAAAGUCCAACUGGGACUUUUUGUACAAUUGCAAACUGCCCUAUAAUGUUCUCGAAUGGUGCAAAGGCUUACAGUACGCCCUUACGAAAGCCCAUGACGAGCAACGGGUUCGUCAGGCACACUAUAUCCGUUUGCUGUCAAUUCAUGACCUGAAGCAGGCGUACAACGCCGCCAGGACUCGGAUCUUCUUCUUGAAUGAUGUGGCAACUUUUGGGCCAGCUUUCGGAACAGAGCAAUCUCCCCUCCCAACAAAGGAGGCCUUUGCAUCUCUAUACGCUCUCAUCAGCGAUCCCAACAACAUUAUUUACAUACUCAGCAGCCGAAGCGCAGAGCAGCUCCGAGAAGCUCUCCAAAAACUGCCAUGCGAGCUAGGGUUUAUCGUUGAGAACGGUUGUUUCCUACAAGAACCGGAGUCAAAUUCAUGGAUCCCAUUCGUACCUAGAAGCACCAUGACAUGGCGUCCUGGUGUCCAAAAGAUGAUGGAAUACUUCCAGGAGCGAACCGAAGGCAGCCGAAUCGAAGAACGUCGAUGCUCCCUGACAUUCCAUUACGACGAAGCCCUAGACCCCGAAGUGGCAGCCCGCCGGGCCUCGGAGUUAGCAGAUCAGAUUAACGGUACCCGUGGACGUACACUCUGCCAUGUUAUCCGCGAGUCGACUUCUGUGAAGGUCGAGCCACCGCACAUCGCCGUCGGUAUUGGGAGAGCUGCCAUGUAUGUUCUGGACCAUCUUCCGAACGCCCGAUAUCCCGAGUUUAUACUCGCGGCUGGAAGCUCUCGUAGCGAUGAAGCACUCUUUCAAUGGGCGCAUGAAUUGGCUACUGCUCCUCUUGCACCUCGUUUUGAGAUGUGUGGGUUUGGGAGAAAACUGCAUGUUGCCACUGUGACGACUGGGACGCAUUGCAGUGAGGCGAAGUCGGUUUUACCGCCUCGUUGCUCGCUCUUGCAUGUCUUAGAUGUACUGUCAGGGAACGCUAGCCGGGGGGAAUGA